Molecule: messenger RNA, 3417 nt
Organism: Phoenix dactylifera (date palm)
Lineage: Eukaryota; Viridiplantae; Streptophyta; Magnoliopsida; Arecales; Arecaceae
Source: RefSeq, a predicted model, not a curated record
CCCACCCAGGGGCCCUGCUGCCACUGUGGGUGAAAACCUCGCGCUCUCCGGUGUAUACGCCCUCUUCCUCCGUUGGCUUCAGGAAAAAAAUGGCGAAGCCUCGGAAACAGAAGAACGAGGAGCAGAAGACCGAGAGCUCGGGAGGGGUCGUCCUCCACCAGAAGCUCUGCCUCUCGAUCGACAUGGAGGAGCGAAGGAUCUGCGGGUACACUGAGCUGAAAUUAGUGGUCCCAGAGAGUGGUUAUGUGGCUUUGUAUGCUGAUAAUAUGAACAUUAAGAGUGUAACUGUAGAUGGGGAACUAGCUGAGUUUGAAUAUUCCCCACAUUAUCAAAUUGUCGAGGAUGAGAAGAGAUUCUGUUCAGUAUCAUGCCCCAAGUCAGCUGCUGACAUUGCUUGCUCAAUAUACUCCUCUUCUCUGGAUAGAGAAAUGGUUCCCAAUUUACUCAUUACAUGCCAUAGAUCAGCAAAAUCGAUAAAUGAACAACAGGAUCAAGAGAAUGGGAGGAAUCUAGUGCAAAAAUCAAGUGGAGAGCAAGUUGCUAAUGGUUACAAUGGUCAUCCAGUGGACAAGAAUUUGAAAUUGGUUCGCAUUGACUAUUGGGUAAAGAGGGCAGAAACUGGCAUCCAUUUCAUGGAUAAUUUGCUGCAUACUAAUAAUCAGAUCAGGCGUGCACACUGCUGGUUCCCAUGUAAGGACAGUAUUCUACAACGCUGCUCCUUUGAUCUGGAGUUCACAGUUAACUCUAAUUUCGUGGCUGUCAGCAAUGGGAACCUGCUAUAUCAGGUUUUAACCAAUGAUGAUCCACCCCGCAAGACAUAUGUAUAUAAGCUAAGCACUCCAGUGAGUGCUGGGUGGAUAUCCUUGGCUGUUGCUCCAUUUGAAAUUCUUCCAGACAUUCAUAAUGGCAUUAUCUCGCACAUGUGUUUGUCUCCAAAUUUUUUGAAGCUUCAGAAUACAGUUGGUUUUUUCCAUAGUGCAUUUAGCUAUUAUGAAGAUUACCUUUCCACAUCGUUUCCAUUUGGUUCUUACAAACAGAUCUUCAUUCCUCCGGAGAUGACAAUAACUUCGAUGAGUUUGGGAGCCUCCAUGUGUAUCUUCAGCUCUCAUCUAUUGUUUGAUGAUAAGGUUAUAGAUCAGACAAUUGGCACUAGAAUCAAACUUGCUUAUGCCCUUGCAAGACAAUGGUUUGGAGUAUACAUUACCGCAGAGGAGCCGAAUGAUGAAUGGUUAUUAGAUGGCUUAGCUGGUUUUCUUACUGAUACCUUUAUUAAGCGGUUUCUUGGAAACAAUGAGGCACGCUACCAGCGUUACAAGGCCAAUUGUGCUGUUUGCAAAGUUGAUGUUACUAGUGCAACUGCCUUAAGCUCUCCUGCUGCUUCAAGUGAUCUCUAUGGAACUCAAACCAUUGGUUUGUACGGAAAGAUCCGUACUUGGAAAGCUACGGCGGUUCUUCAAAUGUUAGAGAAGCAAAUGGGUCCAGACUCUUUUCGUAAGAUUCUGCAGCACAUAGUUUGUAGGGCUCGUGAUUCAACUCGCUACAUGAGAAUGCUUAGUACCAAAGAGUUCAGGCACCUUGCCAAUAAGGUUGGCAAUCUAGAGCGUCCAUUCCUAAAAGAAUUUUUUCCUCGAUGGGUUGAAUCUUGUGGAUGUCCUGUUAUGAGGAUGGGACUAUCCUAUAACAAACGAAGAAAUAUGAUCGAAUUGGCUGUUAUGCGAGGUUGCACGGAAAAAACACGUUGUGUUUCUGGUGGCAAUCCUGAUAGUGAAAUUCGAGAAGGUGAAACUGGUUGGCCAGGAAUGAUGAGCAUCCGUGUUCAUGAACUUGAUGGCAUGUAUGACCAUCCAGUUCUGCCAAUGGCUGGGGAGAGCUGGCAACUGCUGGAGAUACAGUGCCAUUCUAAACUAGCUGCAAAACGGUUUCAGAAGCAAAAAAAAGGUUCUAAACCUGAUGGCUCUGAUGACAAUGUAGAUGCUGUGUCAACUCAAGAUAUGCGCACUGGCAUGGAUUCACCGUUGUUGUGGAUUAGAGUGGAUCCUGAAAUGGAGUACCUUGCCGAAAUUCAUUUUCACCAACCUGUUCAGAUGUGGAUCAAUCAACUAGAGAAAGACAAGGAUGUGGUUGCUCAGUCACAAGCAAUUUCAAUGUUGCAGAAACUACCCCAACUUUCUUUCUCUGUUGUUAAUGCUCUUAAUAGCUUCCUCAAUGAUUCAAAGGCAUUUUGGAGAGUCAGAAUUGAAGCAGCAUAUGCGUUGGCGUAUACGGCUUCUGAGGAAACAGAUCUGGCUGGCUUACUCUAUUUGAUUAAAUUUUAUAAAAGUCGAAGAUUUGAUGCAGAUAUUGGAUUACCUAGGCCAAACGACUUCCAUGAUGUUCCAGAGUACUUUGUUCUUGAGGCCAUCCCGCAUGCAGUAUCUUUGGUUAGAGCAGCGGACAAGAAAAGCCCAAGAGAAGCAAUUGAAUUUGUUUUACAGUUGCUGAAGUACAACGAUAACAACGGGAACCCCUAUUCAGAUGUCUACUGGCUUGCUGCAUUGGUUCAGUCCAUAGGUGAACUUGAAUUUGGUCAGCAGGGUGUUCUCCUUUUGUCGUCUCUUCUCAAGCACAUAGAUCGGCUCCUACAAUUUGACAGCCUUAUGCCCAGUUAUAAUGGGAUCUUGACCAUAAGCUGCAUUCGCACCCUUGCACAGAUUGCGUUGAAGAUGUCAACCUCUAUACCUCUUGAUCGCAUUCGUGAACUUAUCAAACCAUUUCGGAACAUCAUGAUAACAUCAUGGAAAGUUCGAAUGGAAGCAAGCAAGAUACUUCUGGAUCUGGAGUUCUAUUGUAAAGGUCUUGAUGCAGCUUUGUGCUUGUUCAUGAAGUUCUUAGAGGAAGAGCCAUCUUUUCGAGGACAGGUGAAGCUGGCUAUGCAUGUUAUGCAUUUAUGUCAAGUAAAUGUUGAAUCUCAAAUCGAUAAUGAUAUAGCUUGUCCAACUCUUGUUGCUUUGCUUCAUCUGCUUGCAAGCAGAAAAGCGUUCGACAAUGUCUUCCUUAGGCACCAUUUGUUCUGCAUUUUGCAGGUUGUUGCCGGGAGGUCUCCAACACUCUAUGGUGUUCCAAAAAUUAAAGUACAUCCAGUGGUGGCUGCAGAAACUUGUACUGAACAGCUGCUUAGGCCUGGAUCCCUAAAGCUAAAGAUAUCAAGACCUCAGGAACCUCUCAUGGAUACAAACCUCUCUGAUGCUCUGCCCAUUACAGAGUCUGCCAAGGAUGCUGAACCUGUUUCUAAUGUGUUGCCUAUUGUAGAGACUGCCAAGGAAGCCGAUACUGUUUCGAAUUGCAGUGAAAGAAAAAAUGUUGUAAAGAUCAGGGUUAAGGCAACCUGCAUCAUCCAGUAAAGCAGAUGAUGUUGAUCGUUCAGAUGGACCACUCUCG